GGAUGGAUGCAACGUAGCAGGGUAUUUUGCAUGGUCAUUGAUGGACAAUUACGAGUUUGGAAAUGGUUACACUCUCCGAUUUGGUAUGAAUUGGGUUAAUUUCACCAAUCCUGCUGACCGAAGAGAAAAAGAUUCAGGCAAAUGGUAUUCUCG
Molecule: messenger RNA, 153 nt
Organism: Eruca vesicaria subsp. sativa (arugula)
Lineage: Eukaryota; Viridiplantae; Streptophyta; Magnoliopsida; Brassicales; Brassicaceae
Source: the annotation of a GenBank genome assembly